AGAUAAAGUAGUGCUGUUAGCGGAGACGGGGCAACUGUAGGAGUAACCGGAGAUCGCGGAGCUGGCACCGAACGGUGAUAUCCGGUACUACUGUAGGAGGUGGGGAGAAUCCGGAGGGAUACGGAGGUAGGGAGUUAGGGCGAUCUCCGGAGGGGAACGAGGCGACUGGUGAUACGGAGUCUAGUGGUGUUAACGGAGAGAAGUUAUGGGUGUGUGUGUGUGUGUGUGUGUAUGUGUCGCGAAUCUGCCAUUUGGCCAAUUUGAAACUUUUAAAUGGAUCCUAGAAAAUCGUCCCAAGCGUGGCUCCAUUUUGAGCGAAUAGAUGAUAAGCCGGACUCGGCAAAGUGUAAAAUUUGCGGAAAUGUUUCCAAAAGGGGUGGCGGUACAAAGAACUUGUUAGAUCAUCUGCAAAGAUUUCAUUGCGUGGUGCUGGAAAAUGGAGCCAUCGCAACACGUGCUGAUGGGGGCCCAGGUUUUUAUGAGGAGAACAGCCCAAAACGGAAGGCCCUCGACCGUCAUUUCCUAAGUAUGUUUGCCAUGGACUAUCAGCCGUUUCGUGUUGUGGAAGAUGAUGGAUUCGUUCAAUUUGUGAAGGCCCUUGACCCACGGUACAAAUUACCAUGUAGACAAACGAUAUCUAAUAAAUUGCUUCCUGGGCUUUACGAAGAGGUAAAAGAAGCCAUAAAAAGGAAUCUAGCGGAAGCAAAGCACGUGGCGCUAACUAUAGAUGCCUGGACUUCCAUAAGUCAAGACCCCUACUUGGCGGUAACCGCUCAUUACGUCAGAGAGGAUAAGUUGAAAGCCGCUUGCCUGGAUUGUGUUGUUCUGCCAGGCAGACACAGUGCAGAAAAUAUCAAGAACAAAGUUCUUGAAGUAAUGAAUGAGUGGCGACUUGUCAACAAGGUGACAGCAGUUGUGACUGACAACGGCGCCAAUGUUGUUGCUGCCCUUAAAUUAUUAAAAUUGCGACACCUACCUUGCGCAGCGCACACGCUCAAUUUAGUGGUCCAUGACGGCUUUACCCAAUCUUACGAUGUGGAAAAUCUUUUUGAGCGCUGUGCUGCCAUUGUCACUUUUUUCAAACACAGUAACCUGGCAACAUAUAAGUUGAAGUCCAAGCGCUCUGCCGCCAAUAAAAGUUGCUUAGGGGUAGUGCAGCAGGUAGACACGCGCUGGAACAGUAAGCUUGCGAUGAUACGUCGUCUCAUUGAACUCCGCGAGGAGCUAAUUUUAUGCAUGUCUGAAUUGCCAAACGCGCCGCAAGGUUUAAACGGUAAGUUGUAUAUAAUUUUUUCCUUUAAAUAAAAGAUGGAAUACUUGUUCAUCUUGCUUGGUCCAACUACGAUUACCUCUUUAUUGUUAUUAUAGGAGAUGACUGGCAGAUUUUGGUCCAGCUGGAUUCAAUAUUACGUCCAUUUGAAGAGAUGACGAGGACGUUGUCUGGUGAGAAUUAUGUCACGGCUUCUCUCAUUAUUCCUCUUACCAAGGGGUUGAUCCGAAUGCUGGACGAUAUCGACCGGUCUGCUCUCAAAUAUGAGGUUCAGGAGUUUCUUGACAAUAUUAAGCAAUCGGCGAUUGAUAGAUUGCUGCAAUAUGAGCAACGCAGCGUUGCAAAAGGUGCAACUCUCAUGAACCCCCACUUUAAAAAGAAAGGGUUUGUAUCUGAAAAUCGGGCAGAGGAUGCACGAAUUCAAAUAGAGGCCGAAGUCAAGACAGAGGUUCAGAGGAUGCCACCACCGACACAACAAGGAGGAAACCUUACCCCGGCUCCAUAUGCCGGCGUUCUGUCUUACCUAAAUGAUCAAGGCGAGAGACAUUCAACGGCCAGCACUUGCACUGUGGACGCAACUAUUCUCGUUAGACAAUAUGUGGAAGUGCAGCCAAUCAACAAUCAAAGAGACCCGAUAAAGUAUUGGUCUAACGUUGACGUUCAGUGUAAACCCCUUGCUCAGGUGGCAUCAUAUUAUAUGUGUGUGCCAGCCACUUCAGUUCCAUCAGAACGUCUCUUUUCAAAGGCCGGUUACGUUAUUAACGAGCGACGAAAUUCGCUAUCGCCGGCAAAGGCAAAAAUGCUAGUGUUUUUACAUGGUAACAGAGCAUUUGUUUAAAAUGAAUAUUUUCUCCCUGUUACAGUAACACCUCCAUAUCUGUUUGUACGGUGGUAUAGUGAUGUUUACUUUGUAUUUUGGGG
Acanthoscelides obtectus is the source of this 2191-nucleotide messenger RNA. The record is from the annotation of a GenBank genome assembly. Lineage: Eukaryota; Metazoa; Arthropoda; Insecta; Coleoptera; Chrysomelidae.